AUGGGACGCAGACGUUCUAGGUCGCCCCCGCGGAGGGAACGUCGGCGUUCCAGAUCCACCUCACGUGAAAGAGAGAGGAGGCGACGGGAGCGAUCAAGAUCGCGGGAGAGAGACAGGAGGAGAAGCCGUUCUCGUUCUCCACAUAGACGACGAUCCAGAUCUCCUCGGCGGCAUAGAUCUAGUUCUGCUUCUCCUUCCCGGCAGAAAGAAAGGCGAGAUGAUGAGAAGAAGGAGAGCAAAGAUGUCAAAGGCAAAGAGCGACAAAUCACAGAAGAAGAUCUGGAAGGCAAAACAGAAGAAGAAAUUGAAAUGAUGAAAAUGAUGGGGUUUGCAUCAUUUGACUCCACAAAGGGCAAGAAAGUAGAAGGAUCUGUAAACGCUUAUGCUGUAAAUGUCUCACAGAAACGGAAAUACAGGCAGUACAUGAACAGAAAAGGCGGAUUCAAUAGGCCCCUGGAUUUUAUUGCCUGAUCUCUCUGCAGUUGUUACAGAUAAAAAAAAACUCCUUCAUUCUAGUCCCUUCUGUGUGGCUAAGAGGUUCCAUCUUCUCACCCAAAAAGGGAAUCAUUUUUGCGGAAAAUUCCUUGAAGCUACAUUUCCUAGGCUGAGAUGGUAAUUUUUUUUCUCUUGAAUGUGUGUUUUGCACAAAAUGCUUUCUCUGAUGUUGCUAUUCCACAUUUGUACGUUUCUGCUUUUAAAUAUUGUCAGUUAAAUUAAAAAAGGAACAUCUUGAUUGUC
Molecule: messenger RNA, 738 nt
Organism: Python bivittatus (Burmese python)
Lineage: Eukaryota; Metazoa; Chordata; Lepidosauria; Squamata; Pythonidae
Source: RefSeq, a predicted model, not a curated record